CAAUACAUAGAAAGGCAAAUACCCAACCGGGGCAUGGUCAAUAGCGUUCGAUCAGAGUAGAUAACCAUAGUUAUAGCUAAAAUUCAGAAUUCGCUCUAUAAGCACGGUUUAGAUCAAGAAGUACGGGAGAAAAAAAACAUAAAUUCGCGUUGUGGGUGUUUUCAAAGACUAAAACAUUUGUGGCAAGAGGAAUUUUCUAACGGAUUUAGCGAUAAAUUUUGGUGUAUCUCUAACGAAGACAGAUCGCCAUAAAUACAAAGCAAGUGCAACGAUGAAUGUGUUACACUUCUUCCUAGUUUUAACGUUGCUAUAUGGCUUCGCCUUGGCACAGGAUUAUCAAGACUACCAAGAAAACACACCGCGACCUGCACCAAUAAGACUGCGCCCCAGCGCUGGUAUAGCGGAGGCACCCAGACCGACACCAGUGCCUAUACUCAAGCAAAUAAAUAAACAUAACGAAGAUGGUUCCUACACUUACGGGUAUGAAGGUGCCGAUGGUUCUUUCAAAAUCGAAACAAAGCUAGCGACCGGUGAAGUGAAGGGUAAAUAUGGCUACGUGGAUGAGACUGGUAAGGUGCGUGUGGUGGAAUAUGGCGCUAAUCAAUAUGGCUUCCAGCCGUCUGGUGAGGGCAUCACUGUAGCGCCACCUACACUGGUCGACGAAACACUCAAAGAGGAGCCAGAGUAUGAAGAUGAACCUAUAAGACCGCAGAGACCUUAUCGUCCACCUCGUCCACAACAGGCCCGACCGGCGCCAGCACCGCGUCCACAGCCACAACCCCAACCGCAACCACAAUAUUUGCAGUAUGAAGAAGAACCGGAACAAGUGCCCGAGCCACCACGUCGCAUACAGUAUGCGCCACCACCACAAGUAUCUGCCGCACCAGCGCCGCCAAGAAUACAAGUGCCUGGAGCGCAACGCACCACGGAUGUUUUGUACUCACCACUGCAACGGCCAGCGCGUCCCGAACCGGAUUACUCACAAUCGCAGAACUUUGGCGAAGGUCCAUCUAAUGUGCGUGUCUCACGUCCCGUCUAUGCUCCGGCACCAGUUCAACCCGCACCCUCCAGCGCACGUGCCAAUAACUUUUUAGGUCCACCAUCUGGCGGCCGUCCCUUACUUGACCCCGCGCAAUUUGGACCCGCACCACAAACCCGCCCUGUGCAACAAGCUGCACCAGCGCCUCUACCUCGCUAUCAACCACAAAUAAAUCAUCAACCACAGGCACAGGGCCGUGCUGGUGGUGGCGGCGGCAGUUUACUGGAUCAAUUGGCGCGAGAUUAUGCUCUGCCUCAAGGCAAUGCACAACCGUUACACGAUAUUUCAUUCGGUUACUACUAAGUGCAAGCGGGUAGCAGUCAGCAGCUGUGUUGGGUUCUUCUGGUUAGUUGUUUAAAUGUAUAUGUGUAGUAGUUUAAUGAGCCCAUAAAUCGGAGAAACUCUAAAUAAUUGUAAAUUUGCUGAUUUCUUUGAAAAAUAUACCAUAAUUUAUAAUUUUCUUAAUUUCAUUUUCGAGGAAAUGCGAAAUAACUUGGAAUAAAUAAAUUCAAUAAAUGGAAUAUUAUAAAUUUGACACCUUA
Molecule: messenger RNA, 1581 nt
Organism: Ceratitis capitata (Mediterranean fruit fly)
Lineage: Eukaryota; Metazoa; Arthropoda; Insecta; Diptera; Tephritidae
Gene: Cpr97Ea
Product: tyrosine-protein phosphatase non-receptor type 23
Exons: 5
Coding region: 272-1342 (356 amino acids)
Cellular component (GO): chitin-based extracellular matrix
Molecular function (GO): structural constituent of chitin-based larval cuticle
Source: RefSeq, a predicted model, not a curated record